This is a messenger RNA of Cuscuta europaea, 1756 nucleotides long. NCBI's taxonomy places the organism in Eukaryota, Viridiplantae, Streptophyta, Magnoliopsida, Solanales, Convolvulaceae. The record is from the annotation of a GenBank genome assembly.
CGCAUCUAUUCAAGUUUUUCCAACUCCUUCCACAUUUCCGCCAUCCCCUAUGCAACACCUUGGGGAAAAGGAAAAUUAAAAACAAAAUAAAAAGUAAAAAAAACCCAAAAUCAGAGAAAAAUCAGGAAGAGGAAGCAGCGAUGGAGCACCACACCACCACGACCCGAGCGGAAGCGGAACGGCUGCUGGGAGUCUCAGAAAAGCUGCUCCGUAACAAGGACUAUUCCGGCUGCAAGGACUUCGCGCUGCUGGCUCAAGAAACCGAGCCGUUGCUUGAAGGCUCCGACCAGAUCUUGGCCGUCGCCGAGGUCCUCUUGUCGUCCGCGAGGAAGAUCCACAACCACCACGACUGGUAUGCAAUUCUGCAGAUCGGUGGCCGAACCGACGAUCCGGAGCAGAUCAAGAAGCAAUACCGCCGGCUCGCACUCCUCCUCCACCCGGAUAAGAACAAGUUCGUGUUCGCCGACGCCGCCUUCGGCCUCGUUGCAGAUGCGUGGGCCGUCCUGUCAGAUCCAACGAAGAAAUCCGCGUUCGACAACGAAUUGUUGAUCUAUCAAAAGGUAGAUUUGGUGCCGAAGAGGAAGCCAGCCACAAGGCGGCAGCCAGCGCCGGCUCCAGCGCCAGCGCCCGCCGAGGCAGCUCGUGGAUUCGAGGAUCAAGGUCAUAAACUCCCGGUGAGAAGAAGCUCGCGAGUAAGCGGUGUUAACAAUAAUAAUGAGAACAGUAGCGAUGGUAAUGAGACUAACACCAAUUUCAAUAGCAACACUAAUGGGGCUAAUCAGAGUGUGGGCGAGAAAAUGAACCCUAGGAGUGUUGGUACUGGGGCGAAACCUCAAAGAUCAACCUUUUGGUCUGUUUGUCCCUACUGCUACAACUUGUAUGAGUAUGACAGGACUUACGUAGGGUGCUGUUUAAGGUGUGAGAAUUGUGAGAGGGCAUUCACUGCGGCCGAGAUAAGGCAGAUGCCUCCUCGUGUGCCGGGGAAGAAUGCUUAUUAUUGCUGUUGGGGAUUUUUUCCAAUGGGCUUUGUGUUGGGAAAUGCCGAUGAAAAGAGGAGCAUUUCAACUACGGCUGCUGCUGUCAAUGGCUUUCCCAAUUGGAUGCCUCCCAUGUUCCCAGGUGGUGGUGGUGGUGGUGGUGGAGGAGGAGGAGCACCACCAGAGUCCACACCCGCUCCCACUCCCACUCCCACUCAUAUGGCAAAUGGCGGUGGUCCUACAGUACUAACUGGAAGUGUGAAUGGAGGUGAGGGGUUUGUGGCAGUUGGUGAGGGAAAUGCUACUAUUAUGGGGGGUGCUCCAGGGGGAUCUGUGCCGCCAAUGCCCCAGCCAAAGCCAACACCAUCACCCCAACCAGUAUCAGGUGGUCCUAAGAAGAGGGGCAGGCCUAGGAAGAAUCCUCUGCCCUAGAAUUUUCCCAUAUUCCCAGAAUGUAUCAAGUUCGAGAGGGCAGAUGGUGUAGGCAGCGAUCAGGUUGUACUUAGCUUGUGAUUGUUUGCAUUUUGCUUCUAUACAAAUAUAUAUAUUUAUAUUCUGAAUCUAUGUCAGAAAAGUGAGCCCUGAAAUGGCUCUUGUUUCAAAUGUAAGCUGUAGUAGGAGGUGUUUCACCUUUGAACUGUUAGUCUUUUCCUGUUUGUGCUUGUAGAAAAAUUUGAAUAUUUAUCGGAUGCUAUACCCGAUCUCAUAUUUGCUAGAUGAUGAACGGCGAAUGUCCUUGGAACUUAAAAAGAAUUUCAUACACUGUAUUUCUUUGUCCC